CUUCGUUUUUGUCUCCAGCUUCUUCUUUUUUUUUUUUCUCUCACGCGAAAGCUCUGAUCUUUAAGGGUUAUCUUCGAUUUGAUCACGAGAGUUUCAGGAUUUGGAUUCGUAGUCAAUUUCCAGAUUCAAGGGUUUUGGUUGUUUGAUCUUCUACUUUGUGCCGUGUUGUGUUGUGAAUGGUUCACGGAUCUUCCGAAAUUGGGGGCGAUUUUUAUUCUAGGGUUUCGGUGAAAUGUUAUCUGCGAUAAUUCUUCUGUAGAUCGCUUCUUCUCUGGUGAGUUCCUCUGAGGUCGAGAUUUUCAAGCUCCGUGUUAUCUGAUUUGAAGUUAAUUUCUGUGGAGGAGGUUUGAGAUUUGGUUUGUGAAACAACCUGUGAGGAUUCAGCUGUUGGUGCUUCAAAUGGUCUUUUGUAAAUGAGUUGUAGAAGCUGGUGAGAUUAUAUCUGUGGAAUAUCUUUGCUUAACGAUGGUUGAAAGUGCUGCGUUCCCGGGAGGGUAUUAUCGGAAUACUUUUGAAGCGCCUAAUGAAUCAGAGGGCUCUGGGAGCUCUGCACAGAUUGAUACUGAGGUCACUGCAUCUGAGAAUUCAAGUACUCCUGCACGAAAGUGUAUUAUGUUGAAUUCUAAUGAUGAAGAUCCUUAUGGUGUCCAGAGGCAAGUCAUUUCCCUAUAUAAUAUGACCCAGUCUGAGAGGAGGGAUUUGAUAUAUCGGCUCAAACUGGAGCUGGAGCAGACAAAAAUAGUUCUUAGAAAUGCUGAGUUGCAGAGAAUUAAUCCAGCUGCUAUGUCAUCUACUAGUGAUAGGGUGGGUUUUAGCACUGGUCAAAAGCUAUCAUCCCGAGUCAGCAAUAUAAAGAAGCCAUCUGAUUUUGCAAUGGGAUCAGGAAAGAAAGUUCGGCAUCAGACUGGGACUUCUCGUGGAUGGAAUCGUGGAACCUCAGGGAAGUUUGAGUCUUCGAAAGAGUCUAUGACUAGCAUUCCUAACAUCACACUGAUGAAGCAAUGUGACACGCUGCUGAAAAAAUUGUGGUCCCAUCCACAUUCUUGGAUUUUUCAGGCGCCAGUUGAUGUGGUAAAACUGAACAUACCUGACUAUCUCACCAUCAUCAAACAUCCCAUGGACUUAGGGACAGUGAAGAAGAACUUAGCUUCUGGUGUAUAUUCAAGCCCACAUGAGUUUGCUGCUGAUGUAAGGCUUACAUUUACCAAUGCAAUGACAUAUAAUCCUCCAGGACAUGAUGUUCACAUCAUGGGAGAUAUACUUAGUAAAUUAUUUGAAGCACGGUGGAAAACUAUAGAAAAAAAACUACCAGGGUGUAGCAUGCAAACGUUGCCUGCAAUAUCACUGGAGCCCAAGGAAGAAGGGAAAGCUGCUAUAGCUGUCCCUCCGGCGAAGAAGAGAAAGAUGGCUUCACCUGUUAGAGAAAGUGUUCCCGAAUCCGUGAAGCCACUUAUGACAGCAGAGGAGAGACAUAGAUUGGGCACACAACUCGAAUCACUACUCGACGAACUUCCUGCACAUAUAAUUGACUUUUUAAAGAAGCACAGUUCGAAUGGAGGAGAAAUUGCAGAAGAUGAAAUUGAGAUAGACAUUGAUGUUCUCAGUGAUGAAGUACUGGUGACUCUUCGAAACCUUCUUGAUGAAUAUAUACAAAAUAAAGAAGCAAAGCAGGCGAAUGUUGAACCGUGUGAAAUAGAGCUUAUUAAUGGAUCAGGACCGAGCAGUUCGUCGCUUCAACGAGGAAACGAAUUGGCUGAUGAGUAUGUCGGUGGAAAUGAACCUCCUAUCUCAAGGAGCUCCAGUGAUUCGGAGUCUGCUAGCUCGGAAGAUCUAUCUAAUGACGCUAAACCCAUGGUUCAAGAGGAUUCUUCCAAGAUUCCUGAAACUGCAAAUUCUGAAGCGCAAAGAGAUGAAAUUACAAGAAUUGAUUUUGAAGGAAGUCAGUCUACUGGUGCGCUGGAGCAGAUGGAUAUUUGUUCUCAGCAAAAGCCUGGUUCUGAUGAAUCAGAUGGCCAACAUGAGGGAAAUAUUUUAGAGACUCCAGUUUCAUCUGAGAAGCGCUAUAGAGCUGCACUGUUGAAGAAUCGGUUUGCAGAUAUCAUUCUAAAAGCACGCGAGAAACCACUUCCACAGAAUGGUAUUAAAGGUGAUCCAGAAAGGCUGCGCAAAGAAAGAGAAGAACUUGAACUCCAAAAGAAGAAAGAGAAAGCGCGGCUACAAGCUGAAGCAAAGGCUGCUGAAGAUGCUCGUCGCCAAGCUGAAGCAGAGGCCGCUGCAGAAGCUGCUGCUGAGGCUAAGCGGAAGAGAGAACUCGAAAGAGAAGCCGCUCGCCAAGCUUUAUUAAAGAUGGAGAAAACUGUAGAAAUCAAUGAGAACUCGCGGUUUCUGGAGGACCUAGAGAUGUUGAGUUCAAGUGCACCUGAGCAAUUACCAAGCUCAGCUGAUGAAACCAGUCCGGAGAGACCUUUAGAUGCACUUGGAAGUUUCAACCUCAGAGGAAGACCUUUAGAUGCACUUGGAAGUUUCAGCCUCAGAGGGAGUAACCCACUUGAGCAACUCGGACUGUACAUGAAGCAAGAUGAUGAUGAAGAAGAACCCGAGGCUCGUGCGAUACCAAAACCUGAUGAAACCAGCCCGGAGAGACCGUUGGACGCUCUUGGAAGUUUCAACCUAGGAGGAAGUAACCCUCUUGAGCAACUCGGACUGUACAUGAAACAAGACGAUGAUGAAGAAGAAACCGAGGCUCCUGCGGUUCCAAAUCCCGAUGAAACCAGCCCCGAGAGACCUUUAGACGCACUUGGAGGUUUCAACCUGAAAGGAAAUAACGCCCUUGAGCAACUUGGACUGUACAUGAAACGAGACGAUGAUGAAGAAGAACCCGAGGCUCAGGCUCCCGCUGUUCCAAAAAUAGCCAACGACGUGGAAGAAGGUGAAAUCGAUUGAAAAAAAGCGAAGAAGUGUAUAUAACAUAUACAUGUACUAUAUAUAAAACAAUAGCCAGGGCGGGGCAGGUACACAAGAAGAAAGGCAUUAGCCAUUUAGCCCUUCUUAAGAGAAGGUCCAAUCUUUUUGCUCAUUGUUUAAAUGAGUAAUGGACUGGAUCUUUCUCUUAAGCCAGUGUGGUGUUUAAUAUGUAAAAGAGUAAGCAAACGCUUAGUAGCUUUUUGCCACGAGACUUCAUUAAAAAAAAAAAAAAAAAAACAACAACAAAAAGAACAAAGUCAAAGACCAUUGUUUGUUUGUGUAAGAAUCUUCUUAUCUUUACAUUUGUUCUUAAUGAUUCUCUGUAGUAGUACUGAUUCUGCCUUUUUUCCAA
Capsella rubella is the source of this 3316-nucleotide messenger RNA. Its product is annotated as transcription factor GTE8. The transcript is spliced from 11 exons. Lineage: Eukaryota; Viridiplantae; Streptophyta; Magnoliopsida; Brassicales; Brassicaceae. Bases 466 to 2943 code for a protein of 825 amino acids. The record is from RefSeq and is a predicted model, not a curated record. Gene Ontology annotation, molecular function: protein binding.